GGACAAGGCUGGGCGGCACCUGCGGAAGCUGCCUGGGUCCGGCCCAUUGGCCCGAGCCGCGCUGAGAGUAGGGCAGCGGCGGCGCGGAGAGGAGACGGUGGCUGGCCGUGAGGCCGGAGCCGGGCCAUCAACCCGCCAUGGAGACCCGCUACAACCUGAAGAGUCCGGCUGUUAAACGUUUAAUGAAAGAAGCGGCAGAAUUGAAAGAUCCAACAGAUCACUACCAUGCACAGCCUUUAGAGGAUAACCUUUUUGAAUGGCAUUUCACUGUCAGAGGGCCCCCAGAUUCUGAUUUUGACGGUGGUGUUUAUCAUGGACGAAUAGUACUGCCACCAGAGUAUCCCAUGAAGCCACCAAGCAUUAUUCUACUAACGGCUAAUGGACGAUUUGAAGUGGGCAAGAAAAUCUGUUUGAGCAUCUCAGGACAUCACCCUGAAACUUGGCAGCCUUCAUGGAGUAUAAGAACAGCAUUAUUAGCCAUCAUUGGCUUUAUGCCAACAAAAGGAGAAGGAGCCAUAGGGUCUCUAGAUUACACUCCUGAGGAAAGAAGAGCACUUGCCAAAAAAUCACAAGAUUUCUGUUGUGAGGGAUGCGGCUCCGCCAUGAAGGAUGUCCUUUUGCCUUUAAAAUCUGGAAGUGAUUCGAGCCAGGCUGAUCAAGAAGCCAAGGAACUGGCUAGACAAAUCAGUUUCAAGGCAGAAGUCAAUUCAUCUGGAAAAGCUAUUACUGAGUCAGACUUAAACCAUUCUUUUUCAUUAAAUGAUUUACAAGACGAUAUACCUACAACAUUCCAGGGUGCUACGCCCAGUACAUCGUAUGGAAUACAGAACCCCUCGGCAGCAUCCCUCCAGCAGCCCACCCAGCCUAUAGCUAAGAGUACCUCCAUGAGUCCGCGACAGCGUCGGGCCCAGGAGCAGCGUCAAAGAAGGACAUCAACUUCGCCAGAUAUAACCCAGGGCCAGCAGCCAAGAGACAACCAUACUGAUCAUGGGGGAUCAGCUGUACUGAUUGUCAUCCUGACUUUGGCAUUGGCAGCUCUUAUAUUCCGACGAAUAUAUCUGGCCAAUGAGUACAUAUUUGACUUUGAGUUAUAACAUUGUUUUGUGUCUUAAAAGCUGUGACUUGAGUGCUUCAUUAAACAUUCUGCAUUGGGUAUAAUCUAAGAAUUGUUUACAAAAAGAUUAUUUUGUAUUUACCCUUCCUUCCUCUUUUGAUCCUUAUUAAUUCUGUAGAAGUAUAGUGGACAUUCAGACUGUGUCCAGCAGUGUGUCCUGCCUACUUUAAGGGACUAGAAGUUAAAAGUCCCUUGUCUCACUAUUUGACCUGCUUUACAGGGAAAUAGCUUACCGUCAUUUCUCAUGCCUCAGCUUUUUGUGUAUAUUUUUUAUGCUUUUCUGUAUAGCCCUUUGAAAUCUUUGGAUAAAAGAUGGUGUUUUAAGUUCCAGUGAGUAUUACUAGUUACUCAAUACCGUUUUAUUGAGUUCUUUGUUUCUACUUAUGUAGAAUGAUAUAGUGAUAGAAAAGUUGAAAAGGGGAAGUAAAACUCCUCAAAUAGCUUCCUUAAAAUGUCAUUCAUAGGAGGCAUACUAGGAUUGCCCAUUCUGUGACUUCAUGUUUGUGUCCUAAACAUUCUUCAGUGAAAGUCACUUUAUCUCAGUCAAAAAUUUUGAGGAAAUGAGAUCACAUCUUUGUUAUUGGAUGUUACUUGAAGAGAGAAUAAUGCUUUGUAACCACUUUGAUAUACUGUUAUCACCUGCCCCUCACGUGCACACAGAAUUUAAAAAGAAAGAAAAUUAUGAUUCAUAGAUCUUUCUCUUAAGGAAGAAAGAAUUCAAGCCAGGAAAUCUCUUAGUUGUCUUUGAGAAGUUAAGUGAUUUGAACAUUUUCUCUGUUUUGAAUUAUAUGUCUUUCGAGAUGUAUUAUAUGCCCAGUUUUGUGAUCCCUAUAAAUUUUAGUUGUUUCAGGAAUAUGCAUAAUGUUCAAAUAUUUCAAGUACCAUUUUAAUAUAAAAGCUCAGGGCCCAAAUACAGUGAUAGAUGUUAGAAAAACCUUAGACUUGCCCAUCUAAUCGGAGCCCAAGAAAUAAUUUUUGGUGCAAAAUCAAUAUGUAACUUACUGCUACCUGGUUCCACAGAGCCUAGCAGAUGAUUUUUUAUCAUAAUACCUGGUGAGACUAUAUCACAGAAAAACAUUCCCUUCAGCGUGUUUAGUAGUGGCAUUGAGGGCACUUUUGAGGGUAUUGUUAAUGAAGAUUUAUUUUUUAAAUAUAGGCAGUCCUCAGCUUUCAAACGGGUUGUGUUCUAAAAGUGUAUUGGUAAGUUAUUUUUUUUCUAUGACUCAAACAAUGUUGCAAAUGGUGUCUAGAUUCUGGACCAGUCCAUAUAAAUUAGCCUGUAUUGUAGCUUGAAUCGUUUGGAGGAGAGUAUUUGUAAAGUCCUUGUGUAGUUUUAACUAAUUGAAAUUAUGGGCAAGGUAGAAACAAUUUAUAAAAUUAUUUUAAAGUCAAAUUUAAUUACUAUUCCCAAUAUGAGAAUUUAUAUUAGCCAUCAGACACAAUUUCUGUUUUCAUCUGGUAGCCAGUUUUCCUUUAUGUCCACAUCUAUAAUAACAUAUUAUGUACCAUUAUAUAAUACAUAGUUGUCAGACUUUAAUAAAUUAGCAUUUUGAAGGCGUU
Messenger RNA from Loxodonta africana (African savanna elephant), 2674 nucleotides. It is a transcript of the gene UBE2J1, whose product is annotated as ubiquitin conjugating enzyme E2 J1. The transcript has 8 exons. The record is from RefSeq and is a predicted model, not a curated record. Lineage: Eukaryota; Metazoa; Chordata; Mammalia; Proboscidea; Elephantidae. Bases 138 to 1094 code for a protein of 318 amino acids.